Messenger RNA from Heterocephalus glaber (naked mole-rat), 5381 nucleotides. It is a transcript of the gene Dsg2, whose product is annotated as desmoglein 2. Gene Ontology annotation, cellular component: plasma membrane; desmosome. Gene Ontology annotation, molecular function: calcium ion binding. The record is from RefSeq and is a predicted model, not a curated record. Gene Ontology annotation, biological process: homophilic cell-cell adhesion. Lineage: Eukaryota; Metazoa; Chordata; Mammalia; Rodentia; Bathyergidae.
GAGGCGGCCCUCGGGCGGGAGCGAGGCCGAACGCGCGCUCGCGGGGCGCGGGAGGCGAAGGAGCGGGCCGGGGCCGAAGGCGAGGGCGCGAUGGUGCGGAGCCUGUGGAGCCCGGGGCGCCGGUGCGAGCAGCCGCCGCCACUGCCGCUGCUGCUGCUGCUGCUGCUGCUGAUCUGCUUUACGUUUGGAAAUGGACUUCACUUAGAGACCUUAAACACACGAAGUGAUAGCAGGCUCCUCCCCAAACACACUCACCUCGUGCGGCAGAAGCGGGCCUGGAUCACUGCCCCAGUGUCUCUUCGGGAGGGAGAGGACCUGUCCAGAAAGAACCCCAUUGCCAAGAUACAUUCUGAUAUUGCGGAAGAAAGGGGAGUAAAAAUUACAUACAAAUACACUGGAGUAGGGAUUACAGAGCCUCCUUUUGGUAUAUUUGUCUUUAACAAAGACACUGGAGAACUGAAUGUUACCAGCAUUCUUGAUCGGGAAGAAACACCAUUUUUUCUGCUAAUGGGCUAUGCUUUGGAUUCAAGAGGAAACAAUCUAGAAAAACCACUAGAACUGCGCAUUAAGGUUCUUGAUAUCAAUGACAAUGAGCCUGUGUUCACGGAGGAAGUCUUUGUUGGGUCUGUUGAAGAAUUGAGUGCAGCACAUACACUUGUGAUGAAAAUCAUUGCAACGGAUGCAGAUGAGCCCAAUACUAUGAAUUCUAAAAUUUCCUACAGAAUUGUAUCUCAGGAGCCUGCAUAUCCUCCAGUGUUCUACCUUAAUAAAGAUACAGGAGAGAUUUAUACAACCAGCAUUGCCUUGGACCGAGAGGAACACAGCAGCUAUUCUUUGACCGUGGAAGCAAAAGAUGACAAUGGACAAAUAACAGACAAACCAGUACACCAAGCUCAAGUUCAGAUUCGCAUUUUGGAUGUCAAUGACAAUAUACCUGUAGUGGAACGUGAAAUGUAUGAAGGGAUGAUUGAAGAAAAUCAAGUCAAUGUAGAAGUUAUGCGCAUAAAAGUGACAGAUGCAGAUGAAUUAGGCUCUGAUAACUGGUUAGCAAAUUUUACAUUUGCGUCAGGAAAUGAAGGGGGUUAUUUCCACAUAGAAACUGAUGCUCAAACUAAUGAAGGGAUUGUGACCCUUGUUAAGGAAGUGGAUUAUGAAACAAUGAAGAAUCUUGACUUCAGUAUUAUUGUCACUAAUAAAGCAGCUUUUCACAAAUCAAUUAGGAAUAAGUAUAAACCUACAGCCAUUCCUAUCAAAGUAAAGGUGAAUAAUGUGAAAGAAGGUAUUCAUUUCAAAAGCAGCACAAUUUCAGUUCGUACUAGUGAAGGAAUGGAUAAGUCAAGCCAAAGCCAAUCAAUUGGAAAAUUUGAAGUUUUUGAUGAAGACACUGGACAGUCACCUCAUGUAAAAUACGUAAAGUUGGAAGAUGGAGACAAUUGGGUCUCUGUGGAUUCGGUCACGUCAGAAAUUAGACUUGUAAAAAUUCCUGAUUUUGAAUCACGCUACGUCCACAAUGGUACAUAUACUGUAAAAGUUUUGGCCGUAUCACAAGAUCAUCCUAGAAAAACCAUCACAGGCACCGUCCUUAUCACAGUUGAAGACAUCAAUGACAACUGUCCUACACUGGUGAACCCUGUGCAGAGCAUCUGUGAAGACCAGCCAUAUGUGAAUGUUACGGCGGAGGACCUUGAUGGACACCCCAACAGUUGGCCUUUCAGCUUCUCCAUCAUUGAUACACCACCCGGAAUGACAGAAAAAUGGAAAAUAAUACGCCAAGAAAGUACCAGUGUGCUGCUACAGCAGGGUGAACGCCAGCUCGGGAGAAGUGAAAUCCCGUUGCUGAUUUCGGACAAUCAGGGCUUCAGCUGCCCAGAGCAGCAGGUCCUCCAGCUGAUGGUCUGCGAGUGCCUGCAGGGCAGUGGCUGUGUGGAGGCGCAGCGUGGCUCCUACGUGGGCCUGGGGCCCGCAGCGGUGGCACUCAUGAUUUUGGCCCUUCUGCUCUUGCUGAUUGUGCCACUUUUGCUGCUGCUGUGUCAUUGUGGAGAGGGCGCCAAAGGCUUCACCCCCAUACCUGGCACUAUAGAGAUGCUGCAUCCUUGGAACAAUGAAGGGGCGCCACCUGAAGACAAGGUGGUGCCGUCGCUCCUGGCCGUGGAUCACGGGGAGAAUCUUGCAGCAAGAAAUGGAGUAGGAGGUGCAAUAACCAAGGAAGCCACCAGGAAAGGAAGUAGCUCUGCUUCCUUUUCCAGAGUGCAGCAUGACUUGACCGAGGCGAACGGGAGAUGGGAAGAACACAGAAGCCUCCUCAGCGGUGCGGCUGCCCAGGCGACGGGAACAGCAGGAGCCCAGCUCGGUGCUGAGACCAUGCGGACCGUGAGAGCCGUGGGGGCUUCCAGAGAUGCAACCGGAGCCCGAGCCGCUUCUGCUGGUGCAGUCAGUGAGGAAUUCUUAAGGGAUUAUUUCUCUGAUAAGGCAGCUUCCUACAGUGAGGAAGAUGACAUUCACGUGGCCAAAGACUGCCUUCUGGUGUACUCUCAGGAAGAAACAGAAUCUCUUCACGGUUCCGUUGGCUGUUGCAGUUUUAUUGAAGGAGAACUAGACGACAGUUUCUUAGAUGAUUUGGGACUUAAAUUCAAGACACUAGCUGAGGUUUGCUUGGGUCAAAAAAUAGAUGUGGAUAUGGAAAUUGAGCAGAGGCCAAAACCUGUCAAAGAAACAAAUUUGACCAGAGCUGCACACUCGCUCUAUGAGCAAACCACGUUUAAUUCAGACAAUACCCACUCCUCUGGCAGCAGCUUUCAAGUUCCCAAACCUUUGCAUGAAACCAAAGCAGAGAAGCUCACUCAGGAAAUAGUCACCGAGAGAUCGGUAUCCUCCAGGCAGGGUCAGAAGGUGGCGCCACCUCUUCCUGAUCCACUGGCUUCUGGUAAUAUCAUAAUGACAGAAACGUCCUAUACCACAGGCUCCGCUAUGCCACCAAGCACUGUGGUCCUGGGUCCCGGACAGCCCCAGAGUCUUGUCGUGACGGAGAGGGUGUAUGCGCCAGCUUCCACCUUGGUAGGUCAGCAGUAUGCUGGGGAGAGUAAUGUCGUGGUGACUGAAAGAGUGAUCCAGCCUAAUGGGGGCGUCCCACAUCCUCUGGGAGGCACCCAGCAUCUGCAGGAUGCACAGUACGUUAUGGUGAGGGAAAGAGAAAGCGUCCUUGCGCCCACCUUGGCCACGCCCAGUGCGGCCGCGGUAGGACAGAAUGUGACAGUGACAGAAAGAGUGCUAACUCCUGCUUCCACUCUGGAAUCCAGUUACCAAAUUGCCACUGAAGCCUCAGGGAAGGCUGGGAGGGCCAUGGUUUCUGGGGCUGGAGUCCCUGGCCCUCUGCCACAUUCUGGUUUGGAAGGAUCUGGCCAUUCAGAUUCUACCAUAACCACGUCCUCCACCAGGGUCACCAAGCACAGUACUGUGCAGCAUUCUUAUGCCUAAGCGGCGGCCAGCCACAGACUCAGUGGCUACAGGCAUAUUUUCCACCUGCCUGGCUCUUCAUGAGCCUCACAGACAUGCAGAAACAUAUGCAUUGAGCUUAAAUUUUUUCUCCGUCACUAAUACUCAAAGGUCCACACCAUCUCUGCUUCUGGGACUGUAUUUUAGAAGCGCUUCAUGAAUCACAGUGGGCCUUGUGAUGAUGCUGUUUCUUAAGUGCCUUUAGUGAGUUAUGCAAACAAUAGUCACAAAACAAAAUAGAGUAAAUCUGGCUCCUGAGAAUUUACCGAGUUACACCACCGUCCAGGAGAGCAAACCGGGAAAACGAUUGGGUCUCUUCGUGAACCCUAUUAAUAUUUUACAUUGAUAUGCUGUAUUCUGUCCAUUACUGCACCUAGCAGAUUGUUGACAACUCAUUUAUCCAAGGAUCCACUACAGUCUGGGAUCCCAGUUUUGUUGUUGGUUUUCUUUUAAUUUGUGUGAAGUGAAUUAUAUUUUUGAAUGCUGGGAUAUUAAGAAAAUCCAAAAAAAUAAAUUAAAAAAAGUUUAUAAAAACAAAAAAAAAGAAAAUCCAAGUUUCUGUCCAUGUGACAUGUACAUGUACAUAAUGUCAUGUGCUCUGAAAAAUGGCAUUUUAUUUUCCUGUCUUCAAUAGUCAUGAAAAUUUUGAACACUUCAAAUUCAAUUGAAUAAUCCAGGACAACAUUUGUAACUAUAAUAUAAUUUUACUCAUAAUAAUAAUAAUAUUCUAGCUAUGUUCUUAGUAGCUGCAGUUUAGUGCAGCUAAAUUAACCAGCCGUAUUCUUCCCUGUGGUAGAAAUAGUGCCUAUUUCACUGCCUUAUAUCCUCUGUGACUCACAUGAGUGCCAAAGAAAUAUUUGUGGAAUUAAACUAAAUUUUAUAAACCAUUAUGUACCAUUGCCAAAAAUAUUAAAACACUAUAUAUUUCUAUAGUUAUGAGUUUCAAAUUAUGAUUUUAUUUUGAUGUCUCAAAGGCUUUAACUAGCUGGUCAUGACUUAGUACAGGAGUAGUGAAUAUCAUAAGGACCUUAAAUAUUUUACCUGAUUUUGCUUAGUGCCCUUGCCUUGUUUGUUAAAGAAGUUAUAUAGCUGGGCAUGGUGGCACAUGCCUGUAAUACCAGCACUCAGGAGGCUGAGGCAGGAGGAUCGCUGUGAGAUCAGCCUGGGAUACAUAGUGAGUUUAAGGCCAGCCUGAACUACAUAGUGAGACCCUGUCUCAAAAAAACAAAAAAAUUAAAAAGUUAUGUAGGUUGUUUGGCUCCUAAAUAAGAUUGUAUUUUAUUACUCCCAGAAACAGAAAUGUUUCAAAAUAUAUAUGGAUAUUAGUAAUUAAUAGAAAUAUUUCCAACCACAAAAUAAUGUUCAUAAUUUUUGAAUACUGUCUAAUUUCUUGAUUUUUGAGAUAUUUGCUAAGGAAUUGAAACUUUAAAGUUAUACUUUGGUAGAUCUUUAAAAAUAUUGUUUACUUGAAUUGUGUUAUAAAAGGACUUAGCACUGUUCACUCACUGUAAGGGCAAAUAUUUUUAGACAUUGUAAGCUGUGGUAAGAUGAAGGUCACUCUUCUUCCAUGAUCUGGAAUUGUUUAUGCUCUAUUUAGUGAUUUUCGUGAGGUUUUUUUUUUUUAGUUGUAGUCUGACAUAUUUUGCCAAGUCUGCAACAGGAGUACCUAUCUCCACAGUGUGCAAGGGUAAAUAUGACCUGUGUUCUCAGAGGAAACGAAACAUGGUCUCAGCUUCCUCCUUGGGCGGGCUUAAAACCCUAACCUGUUUCUCGUGUGUUCUAAAUGAUUUGUUUGUUUGUUUCUGAAAAGGUGACUUGCAUUGGUUUUUACAUUUGUUCCUUGGGAGAUUAUAUUUGUAUAUUUAAAUAAAAGGCUACCUUUGGAGCAA